Messenger RNA from Hypomesus transpacificus, 5084 nucleotides. Its product is annotated as palmitoyltransferase ZDHHC20-B-like. The record is from RefSeq and is a predicted model, not a curated record. Lineage: Eukaryota; Metazoa; Chordata; Actinopteri; Osmeriformes; Osmeridae. Gene Ontology annotation, biological process: synaptic vesicle maturation; protein targeting to membrane; peptidyl-L-cysteine S-palmitoylation. Gene Ontology annotation, molecular function: protein-cysteine S-palmitoyltransferase activity. The coding region runs from base 1661 to 2710 and encodes 349 amino acids. Gene Ontology annotation, cellular component: endoplasmic reticulum; Golgi apparatus. The transcript is spliced from 13 exons.
AGCUUCCCUCUGGCUCUUUCUCCUCUAUUUCUCCCAAGCAUGCCCCUCCCCUCUGCCUCCUUUCUCAGGCUGCUCUUGCUGGUCUCCAUGGCAACUGAUGGACUGAGCUGCUUUCGUCACCGAUGGAGCAUAGCCAGGGGCUCAUCAUCCCGGCCCACAGCACGCGUCUCUCUUUCUCUCUCUGUCUCUCUCUCUCUCUAACUGAUGUCUCCUUUCCCAUUCUGUCUCCAUCUUGCAUCCAUGUUUGACUUUUAUACUGUUUCUUUAUACGCGUCUCUAAAUCUAUUACUUUUAUAAUAUAUUUGUGAAUAUAUGUAUCCAUUUAAUGAUCACACAUGUGAAUGGCUAUUUAAUCACUCCUGGAAUUAUUGACUUUGUUUAUUUACAUCUGCUAACAACCCUUCCACUCACUAACCUUUCCUCAAUUCCCCACUUCUCAUUUUGUCUUCCAUCCGCCCCAUUUUCCACUUUGAUUCUCUGUAUUCAAUAGCUAAUUUAAUCUGAGGAUUGGGGGGAAAUUAAGGUAAAUAGAACAAAUCCAGACAGCGUUCAGGAUUCACACAGUAAUGAGAUGCCAGAUUAUACUGUACUUUAAUGUGUAGAUUCCACCUAGACAACUACAGGACAGGGUCAGCACAAUAUGAAUCCAAGGCACUCUUAUACAAAUGUUGUUUUGUACAUAAAAUUACAUUACCCUUUUUGCAAAUGCUUUAUGGUGUGAGAGGUACAGUGCAGUGUAAUCACUAACAGUUAUUAUAAAUUCAGAAAACAAUAAUUGACAUUUUAUUCUUUAUUCUAUUAUGCCUUAAUCAAAAUGUAGGUAAAAUGAAAGGGCAUUCCCAAAACUUCACCCAGUGUUGGAGGGAUGUUGCAAUUUUGUAUUGCACUUUCUGUAUCAAAACUAUGCAGUGUUUGAAUGCUUUAAACAUAAUUUCGUUGUUUUUCUAUGACAAUGACAAAUAAAUAUUGAAUUGAAUGGAAAAUUGUUAGUGAUGGUCUACUUCUGACCUCUGCUGGAGAAACAGCAUAACUGCGUGGCAGAAGGACAAAUUAGAAAAUCUUUAUUAAUGCAGUGUGACCAAUAAAGGUUUCUGUCUUUCAUCUGUCGUGUCACGCCACCAUGGUGUUUCUAGAUUAAGAUUAAGAACGAGAUUGAUUCCUAGGUAGGCUCUCAUGCCAAGUAAAUUCCUUGUCUGUGCAAACUUUCAUGGCGAAUAAACAUGUAUACAUUUUUUUACACCACGAAACGGCCACAAGCGAGCUCAUUUCAGCAGUCAGUGGAAAGCGAACAUCACCGCGUCCGCGUCGCCAUUUCAAACACCCCAACCAAUCAAUAAACACUAUUAACAAAACAAACAAAACUAUGGUGGUGAUGCACUUUAAUUUUGGUUGCACUAAAAUAGAUGUUUAACUUACAUUAACUAUCUUAUGUGGGUUCAUGUAAGGCCCCAACCCUUUCGUCUCUUUUAUUAGAAAGGUGACAUACGGAUUGGGCUCAGUAUAAGGAUAAAUGCUAUGCAACAUAUAGGCUAUUGGCAUAUUUUCAAUCAUUUUGUCAUUUUGAGUAGCCUACUUGACGCUCCAUGAUCCGCAGAGCUCUUUGUUCAGUGGUGAAGAGUUCACGUCACAUGUCCAUUUUUCACAGCCGGAUUAGAGAAAGAUGGCGCCCUCUCAUGUACUAAGAUGCUGCCAACGCGCUCUAGGUUGGAUACCGGUAGUUUUUAUAAAUUUAGUCGUCGGUUGGUCUUACUAUGCAUACGUAGUUGAACUCUGCAUCUUCACAAUCCCAAAUGAUCCAGAACGAAUCAGUUACCUGGUGGUCUUUCACCUCCUCUUCGUCAUGUUCAUCUGGUCGUACUGGAAGACUAUUUGCACAAAGCCUGCCAACCCCUCCAAAGUGUUCUGCCUUCCCAAAGUGGAGAAAGAGCAAUACGAGAAGGAGGAGAGGCCAGAGGAGCAGCAAGAGAUCCUGAAGAAAGUGGCCAGAGAGCUGCCUCUGUACACACGCACGGGCACAGGAGCUGUUCGGUAUUGUGACCAAUGCCAGGUGAUCAAGCCAGACCGCUGCCACCACUGCUCCACCUGUGACAUGUGUGUGCUGAAGAUGGAUCACCACUGUCCAUGGGUGAACAACUGUGUUGGCUUCUCCAACUACAAGUUCUUUGUCUUGUUUCUGUUCUACUCCAUGCUGUAUUGUGUCUUCAUUGCUGCCACAGUCCUACAGUAUUUCAUCCGAUUCUGGACACGGUGCAGAAGGAGGUUUGCUGUGCAUUGUCCAGAGAAUCAGCUGCCUGACACUCACGCCAAAUUCCACGUCUUGUUUCUGUUUUUUGUGGCGGCCAUGUUCUUCAUCAGCAUCCUGUCACUUUUUUGCUACCAUCUUUGGCUAGUGGGGAAGAACAGGACCACUAUAGAGGCUUUCAGGGCUCCAGUCUUCAGGAAUGGACAGGAUAAAAACGGAUUUUCUCUGAGCUGUAGUCGGAAUGUUGCAGAGGUGUUUGGAGACCAAAAUAAAUUCUGGUUGUUUCCAAUCUACUCCAGUCUGGGAGAUGGACAAUCCUUCAUUACUCGUCUGGUGCACAUAGACCCAGAGCAGGCCAAUGCCAUCCUACAGUCCAAUGGCAAAAGCAUACACCACAGCGAGGAAAGCAGAGAAGAGGAGGCUGACACAGCUCAAACAGUGUCUGUCACCAUGGAGAGGGAGUCGUAAACUGGUGUGUAUCUGCAAGUGAAAGACAACAAAGAAAAAUAACAUCUGUAAGAUCUCACAUUUCUGUGUUUUUGUCUAGUUGAUUGCAGUUGAACUGAUGGUUGAUUAUUUUAGGCAGCUGUCACUUCUACAUCCUAAGCAGGCUUCAAGAGCCAACUGUGAUGCCUUAAAGCCAGCAGCAUCUGUGUCCAUGACAACCGAUCCAGCAGUAGCUCCCACAUGGACAUUGUCUCCAUAUCAUCUAACCACUAACCCUGUCCAGGAAAGUAACACCUCCAUACAGCAUUCCUAAUAUCAUGACUACCAAAGGGACUUGCACGGACACAACACAUUGGUUUCCAUUACAUAGAAAAAGACACUCAACAUCCUCAAAAGUAGAGGCUCAAUAACGGCGCUUUCUGACGGCUCUGUUGAUUAUGCAAACGCAGUCCGCAUCUAGAAAAUGUCCCUUGACAAACACAUUUUGGAAAUUUCUCCUGUGUCUUUCCCAAUGAGAUUCUCAAUUUGAACCCAUCUGAUAACUUCUUAAGUGCCAAUGAUAUAAGGUAUUCCUCACAUUUGCCGGUAACAUUGAUGUUGUUUAUCUAGUUUGGAACUUGCAUGUAGGAGACACAAAUUAUUUGUCUGUUAAUAUUGGGAAUGGAAAUACUAUCUAACAUAAGGCAAAGUAGAUCUUUCAACAAACAGCAGCUGCUGUUUAAUACAUCUGAGGAAAAUCCUGUUAACUAUAAAUCAGGUUACUGAAUAGGUAUUUAAUAAUGGUUUAAAAUUACAAAUGUAAUGACCAUAAAGGUAGUCAUUUAUAACAUAAUAAAUAACAUUGUCAGUAGGGUCAAAGUCGCAUAAAACUUUGAACAUUGAUGGUCCAUUUAUUUAUUUUAGUCUUAAUUUAUGUAUUCAUGGUCCAUCAAUGGUCUAAGAUAGUCAUGUAUUGUAAAUGUUAUGGAUGGAAAAAAAUGAACUUCAAAGGAAUCAAUUUGGGGAUUUAUAGUAUCCUGCCUAAUGAUGCGUUUAUAAAAGAAAACACAAACAGUAGUAAUUAUAUAAGUAGUAAGUACAUUAUGUUGGGAGAUUUACAAAUGUCCAUUUACAGAAGUAAAUUAGAAAUGCCACGGCGCUUCUGAUACUCCUGUUUUAUCGACAUUCCACUGACUUGCUCUCCAUACAGUAGGGUUAGGGUUACUAAGGCUAGGCUGUGUGGCUGACUGCUGGGAUAGGAUGACAAAUAUAAAUUGCCCAAUGGGUUGAUAUUUGCAUAAUCAAAAUGUGGGCCUUUGUCUGUGUGCCUUAGUCACAACACACCAAACACUCGUGCUUUGUGAACUGUGGGAAAGUGAGUUAGUUUACUGUUUCAAUGAAAAUCCUUUCGUUCAUCCAGUGGGGAUGAGUUUGACAUCAACAUUCUCAUUGCACUGUUAAGCAGUGUGUGGUUUUUGUCAUUUAAUGUAGGAUGUAUGAUAAUAUAUGUUCAAAAGCAUAUUCCAAAGCAUUCUUUUUGAGACUGUUAAUUCAUUAAUUAAUGUUUAAAUAUCUAAAAAUACUGAACAAAUAUUUUGUAAAUAGUUGUUUAAAGGAUACUAUUUUAAUUGUUCAAACUAGGAAUGAUGUUGAAAUAUGUUUAUUUAUCGAUUGAUUCAUUUAAUAGGUGACAUGAUUUCUCCAUGUAGUGUCCAGCAAGUUUACAAAAUGUACAGUAAGCUGGAUACUACACAGACACCUAACUAAAGGGGGUCAACACCACAACUUCAGAAUUGAGUCAUCAACCUUGUAUGAAUUAUAAAGUUGACAGAAACUAUUCUGUGUGACUAAAAUUACUGUUAUGAUCCAUGCAUUUUUCAAAAGAGCUGUUUGAAAUGUGAUUGGAAUCGUUUGGAAUAACCAGAAUCCCUCAAACAGCUGCUAUCAGUUUUCUAAUGUUCUAACCUAUGAAAGUUUGACUUCUAUGCCAUAUAAAUGGUACAGAAAGCACAUAAGCUAAAUCUGUUGAGAAGGGAAAUCAUUGACCAAUUUACUGUUUAUCUUAUUGUAUUAAUAUGUUAAGAUGUUUUAUGAAACAAUUUUGCAUGCUCAGUAUUAUCCAAAAAUGUUUGUAAUAAUAUUACAAAGCCAGUUUUUUCUGGUUGUUUAAGAUUUUGUAAUUAUUUAGUUUUGCACUCUGCAUUUGACAAAGGUUGGAAAAAAGUUUAACUGUAAUGUAAUGUUUACAUUUAUUCAUGUGGACAAUUAACAAUAAAAAAAAAUCAUGAUCCAUUUGAGGGCUGUAUUAUGUAAAAUAGUUAACAAAUGUGUAAUGUUACACCCAAGAUACGUAAUACCAUGAUUGGUUGACCUAUCGUCAGUGAUCUGAUGCAGAAGGGCCUGAAUUUGUUUAUAA